This is a messenger RNA of Eupeodes corollae, 775 nucleotides long. Its product is annotated as merozoite surface protein CMZ-8-like. The coding region runs from base 86 to 703 and encodes 205 amino acids. The record is from RefSeq and is a predicted model, not a curated record. The transcript has 3 exons. Lineage: Eukaryota; Metazoa; Arthropoda; Insecta; Diptera; Syrphidae.
AUUGCACGGUAUUAUUUUCUUUAAAUACAGAAUGUAAGCUUUGUCACAAAGAAAUCAUACAACUAUUUCAAAAUCGACCAUCAAUAUGAAGUUGUUGGCGAUAAACUUGUUGAUUUUUGCCACAUUCUUAGCUCUUAGUCAAUUAGUGGAAAAGUCAAAUGCUGAACCAUUACCAAGUCCUACGCGUACUCUUCAUAAGUUGUUGAAACAAUGGCAUGAUAAGCACCAUCAUGGGGGUGAUGAUGAUGAUGAAAGUCAUGAAGACAACGACGAUAAUAAAAAACAUGGAAAGCAUCUAAUGCCUUAUUUUCCAAAUAACCAUGAUACAACUCACUCCCAACCACCAACGACAAGUCCCACAGUUGUAUCUCAACCACCACCAACGACUAUUCCUCAUACUCCUGCUGUACCAUCACUUCCUCCUGUUAAUCCACAUCCAACUACUGGUCCAGUAAGCCUUCCAAUGGCUCCACAUUCCAAUCCUGCUGUCCAAACACAACCCCCAGUUGGAACGGGAUCACCAUGGUAUCCUCCUUGUGCUUAUCUCUAUCCAUAUCCUGCACAUCUUUAUCCUACAAACGGUGUUAUGACAGGUGUUGCACAAUCUGUUUCUGACGAAACUGGAAUAUUUGGAAAUGGCAACACUGUGAAAAAAUUAUUUGAUGUUGGCACAACUAUCAAUAUCCCAAUUGAUAUAUUCUAAGAAACAUAGUUAUGUGUCUAUAUAAACAUAUAUAUGAAUUUUGAUAAAUAAAUAGAUUGGAACGGAAAAUUA